Messenger RNA from Trichogramma pretiosum, 3196 nucleotides. It is a transcript of the gene dtr, whose product is annotated as dynein assembly factor 1, axonemal. The record is from RefSeq and is a predicted model, not a curated record. The transcript is spliced from 7 exons. NCBI's taxonomy places the organism in Eukaryota, Metazoa, Arthropoda, Insecta, Hymenoptera, Trichogrammatidae. Gene Ontology annotation, molecular function: protein binding. The coding region runs from base 8 to 1315 and encodes 435 amino acids.
GUUGAGUAUGGAGCUCCAGUUUGACAAUUGCUCAAUCAUGGAAUCGACUUUGCCACAAAACACCGCGACCGACGAUGUCAAGCAGAUUGGCUACGAAGAUCAUACUGAAAAAAAACGAAUGACUGAUGGAUCAUGCAACGAUGAUGUUUUCAAAUCGAUCACUGAUGCCCAUCAGAGUUUUGAUGACAAAGUCACCUUCAUAGCCGACGAUCAAGUUGAACCACAAAAUUCAAACAAUGAAAACUUAGAAGCUGAAUUAUCCAAUCCCGACACGAGGGAACCCGAGAAUGAUCAUGAAACUGCCAGUGAAGUUGCCGGCGAUAAUUUAAUCGAAAAACAUGAAGAUAAAUUGAGCGAAUCAGAAGAUUCUGCAAAGGGGAAGGAACAUAAAAUUAUUGCAAACAGUAAUAAAAGUUCCAACAUCGAUGAAAAAUUAUCUGAGAAUACGGCUGAGGAACAUUUUAAAUAUUUGAGCGAUGAAAUCGAAAAAUACCUCGACCGUCCAAAACGAGAACCAAUCAAGGGAAAAGUCUAUGAUUUUAAUAUCAAAAAACAUGGCGUUAGGAUGACAGAAGCACUAAUUAAAAAACUCUGUAAGGAGAUGAAAUUCUAUGAGACUCCAUAUCUUAAUGAUGUUUUAUAUUUACACUACAAAGGUUUCUCUUUCAUUGAAAAUUUGGAAAAUUACACUGGCUUAAAAUGUCUCUGGUUAGAAAAUAAUGGAAUAUUGGAAAUCGCUAAUCUAGAAAACCAAACUAAUCUUAGAUGCCUUUUUUUGCACAAUAAUUUGAUUAAAAAAAUCGAGAAUCUAGAGCAUUUAACAGAAUUGGACCAAUUGAAUCUUUCUCACAAUUUUAUAAAUAAGAUAGAAAAUUUAGAUCAACUAAAGAAUCUAAAUACUCUUAACAUAUCGCACAAUUAUUUGAGCAAUACUGAAGAUCUUGAGCAUUUGCGAGUUCUAGAUAGCAUUUCUAUUUUAGAUAUAUCGCACAACAAAAUAGAGACAACCGAAAUAUUGGACAUCGUAGCUGAUAUGAAGAACCUCCGAGUAUUAACAAUGACUGGAAAUCCAGUCGUCAAAUCUAUCAAGAUGUACAGAAAAAAUAUAACAUUGAAAUGUAAAAAUCUGAAACACUUGGAUGACAGACCCAUUUUUCCAAAGGACAGGGCUUGUGCAGAGGCAUGGGAACGCGGGGGGCCUAAAGAAGAAGAAGCUGAGAGGAAACGAUGGAUGGCUGCCGAACAAAAAAAAAUUAAUGAUAGCGUCAUGGCAUUAAUGAAACGUAGUCGUAUCGAAGUUGUCAGCGAUGUUUAAUGUUGUACUUAUUAUUUACAAUAAAAAUUAUCAUGAAAAAAUGAGGGCAUUAAAGAAUUUAAUGAAGUUACGAGUGAACUAUCAUUUUUACCAAAAUUUUCAAUUGCAAGGAAUAAUGUGAUUGGAAGAGCCUAACACGAACACAGCUCUUCGUUCUGAGUUGGGGUAUGCAAUUAGUAGUACCUGUUUUUGAAGUAUGUUUGUAUAGAGUUAGCGAUGGUUCAGCAAAGAAUAAUUUAUUGAAGUGAGAAAUUUGAUCGCGAGAUUCUAAAGCAUUUGGGCACUGAUAAACUCUAGUAAAUGAAAUAACGUGUGUUGGUAUGUAUCAUCAUGCUUAUUUUCUAAUUGAAAUUCUUGUAUAUCGGUGAAUAGCUGCCUAAAUAAAGUUGAAAUAUUUCAUUGUCGUUGCAAUGAUGUAUUUAUUGCAAAGCUUUUGUAAAUUCAGUUUGUAAAUUUUAAAUUGAAACUUGUUCUAUUAUUGCACAACUAUUGCACAACUAUUCUCACCCGCCCGUACAAGAUGCGUAAUACGGAUUGGUAAAAUGUAAAUUAUCAUUUAUGCGUAUCACGUUCGCUCAACGAGUGGAAAAAAGCAUCGGCUCAGUUCUCGGCUGAGUUCACUUAACGUGUUUAAUCUUUAUUCAAAAUUUCCUGUGAAUCCAAAAUGUUGAUUUUAAAAUUUUAUUUUCGAAGGCUAUUUUAUUGUUAGGCUUACAGAACUUGAACCUUGACAGCUGUCGCUACUAAUACAGAAUUUAUUUUGACCUAUGUGGACAAUCUCAAGUUGAUUACUUCGGUCUAUUGUGUACUAAAUUUUCAAUAUCACUCGUUACUAUAUCACGAGGUGGUUUUAGCUCGAAAUGAUUCCAUCAUUCAAAAUAUUGUUUUCACAAAAUCCUUGAUUUUAUCGAGCUUGUGUACAAUUUUGGAGCAUUUGAUAAAGUUUUAAUCAAGUUGAUACAGAGAAAUUACGACACAUGGUGAGCCGGUUUAAUGCAAUCUGCAUCGCCCAAACCACAAGCUAAAUUAAAUGAAAAAAAAAAAAAAAAAGGUUGACAGCGAAUUUGAAAUCAAUUGUAUGAUAUUCAUCACGAUAAUAGUUAUAUUUAUUAAAUAUUAAUUAUUACGAGUUCGAUGUGAUUGAUUGAUGUAAUGAAUUUAGUAGGUUCGUAUUAAAAAAUGUUACCAUCAGUCUCAAAAGGUUUAAUGAAAGGCAAUGAAAUGUGAAAAUUUCGCAAAACUCGUAGAUGGAUUUGAUGGAAAAAAAAUACAGUAAUCCGGGAGAGACAGUGUCGGUUUCGCAAAAGUAGUUAGCUGCACCGAGAGAGGGGGUUGAUUGAGCUUUCAUUUAUGAGUUUGGAAUAAGAGGCUCGAGUGCAGCUGCUAAUAUAAUACGUAAGGUAUAAGCUAAAUUCAAACGACAUUGCGACGAGAGACAGCAGGACGUUGGAAAAGUAUAGAAGCAGCUGGUGGCUCGCUGCUGCUUUAUUGUACGCGGCAGGGCCGAGUCUUUUAUGCAAAGGAUGCAAAGGUUGGCCGUCACGCAAUUGAAAGCUUAGCUGCUGUUGCUGCUGUAUAGCAAGUAGUAAGUAUGCGCGUGCGGUCGUGCGUCAAAACGUAGUAAUAGACUGCAUCGUGUCAAGUCGAGCUGCCUAGAUUCGAGUUGUGAUCGCAGCAGCAGCAGCAGAAGUAGUAGUCGCGCGCGCGCGCGUGUGCAUUGCCCAGUUAUUGAUCUGCUAGAGCGAUUAAACAACGCUGCACUGGCUCGCGCGGGAAUACUAUAAUGCUAACUGCACAGGUGCAGAUAUGUGCACGUGUAUAUAACGAUGCUUGCACUCGCUGCUUUGUGAGUAUAAGUACGCGAGCUACAGAAAGUGAGUG